Molecule: messenger RNA, 3098 nt
Organism: Paramuricea clavata
Lineage: Eukaryota; Metazoa; Cnidaria; Anthozoa; Malacalcyonacea; Plexauridae
Source: the annotation of a GenBank genome assembly
AUGACCAAAGUUGUCUUCAUGGGUCUCCUGCAUGCUGUUGAAAUAUGGACUUGGUCCCACAAGUUAAAGAGUGAGAGCAGUGAUAGAAGUCACCCCUCCCUCCUCAGCUUUAGAGGUUCUUGGCAUGGUUGCGUUCAAUUCUAUCUAGAUUUAUCCUCCAAUUUUCCCACUAUCCCAGAGCCCCUAGGGGCAGUCACGAGACAAGGAGCACUGUUAUGUGGGAUGAAAAGCAGCAAUAAGCGUUCAAGAGUCUUAAGAGAGUCUUCAGUAGCUAAUGCUUCGGUAUUGACUUACUUCGAUAAAGAUGCCCAUACUAGUGUUGUUAAUGAUGCAAGUCUGAGAAAAGUUUGUAAGGUAGUAUAGUAUGUUACGCAAGUCGCAGCCUUAGUAAAGUUGAAUGACGCUACAGCCAAACAGAAAAAAAAGCCUUACUGAUUGUUUGGGGAUUUAAAAGGUUCAAUUUGUAUCUGCAAGGUCUGGAGUCAUUCGAUCUGGUUACGGAUCACGAAUCCCUGAAAGUAAUUUAUUCCACCUGGUCCAAGCCAUUUGCUCGCAUAGAAAGAUAAAGUUUAAGCCUUUAAGGUUCCAACCCUAUAUAACUACCGAGCACAAUACGGUCAGGUCGAAAGAGAAUAUAUAGCAGACGCCCUCUCCAGCAUUCAAGAAAUUGAGAGAGCAUCGGCUAAAGAUGGCGAAAUUGAAGUAAUAAGGGGAUGUUUGGUAAGUGGAAACUGAGACAGCGCACCAAAACCUUCCUGUUAGAAAUGAGCUGACUUAUAUUGGACAUGUCAUCUUUGAGGUACUAGAAUUGUUAUGCCAACAGCGCUUAGAAAGAGAGUUGCUGUAAUUGCACAUGAAGGCAGGGACGUCUCUAUUGCUGCGUGUGCGGGGUGUUACACCACACUCCAAUAAUUUUGAGUAGGAAAAGUUGGUCAAACUGGAAAAAUUUUGGUCAAAAUAAUUGGUCACUUGUAAGCUGAAAGUGUGAAAGUAUAUAGUUGAUUAAAAACCAAGAUACUUAUUGACCAACAGGGAGAAAAUUAACAGCGAAUUAACAUCCCGUUUACAAUCAACAUUCUUUGUUUUUGUUUUGCGCUUUGUUUUUGUUUUGCAUACGAAAAUAUCUAGUUAAACCAGUAAACCUCACCUUGAUUAUUCUUGAUACACUAUAUCCUCGCAAGAUAAAGUGCUUAUGAUUCAAUUAUAAAUGGGCUUAUGAGUCGGAUCAAAUAUUUUUUACUGAGAUAAAAAUAUAAAUCUUCACCUGAACUUACAUUCUUUAGGUUCACAAUUAUACAAAUAACAAGUCUUUUUUUAUUUUAUCCUCAGUUUCAUUAAAUAUAACAUAAUUUUCAUACUCAUACAUUGUGCCAACAAUACGAGGCCAUCGCAUUAUCAUAUUUUACGCCACACUUUUUGAUCUAACAUUUAGGGACUAUAGUGGCAUACAUUUGUUACUAGGACACCAAUAUGGUUUUCAUUUCCUCUAUCUAAACUUUAAAAACUAAUCAUUUUACGGAAAUUUAAAUUAUCUACCACAAAAACCCUCCACAAGCACUGCAUUCAAUUUCUCCUUUGCGUAAAUGACGUUGUCAAAACUCAAAACUUGAAAGUUGGUCAAAAUGUUCCGCACAACUUGGUCAACAUUUCAGGACCCCCCCCCCCCCAAUGUUCAUGCCUUCGCGACGUCCCUGCACGAAGACUACCAAGGAAUUGUGAAAAUUAAGUAACGGUUGCGAUUUAAAGUGUGGUGGCUGUGUGUUGAUAAGGAUGAGAAGGGAAAGUUUCGUGAAUGCUAUGGAUGCCAAGUGGUCGUUAAAAGAGUACAGAGCCCCGUCUGUGAAGUCUACGAUGAUGUCUGAGUGACCGUGGCAAGAUUAAGUUCUUGAUUUACUUGGUCCAAUGCCAACAGAAGAGCUGCACUUGAUUGUUUUGGCUGAUUACUAUAGCAGGGAUCGAAGUUAACGUGGUAAGAUCGGCAAACUCUGAGAAAAUAAUCAAGUGUUUAGAUGAUCAUUUUGCAAGAUACGGAAUAUCGAAAUCGUAAUUGAGUACCGACAAUGGGUCAAAUUUUGUGUCAGCUUAAGUAGAGCAGUACCUGUUAGAGAUGGGAGUUGUGCACAAGCUUAGGGCAGCUGAGAGGGAAAGUGGACAGGAAGAGGGGAAAUUGCCUCGGGCCCCCACUUUAAUAGGGCCCCAGCUUAGGAGAGCCUAAAAUUGAGUGGGUUCUUUAAAUUGGUCAGAGCAUUUUUGAAACCGAGGGCCCCUUACAGUACCUCCACAUGCAGUCUAGAUAAGGUCUAGUUGGGUGACUGACUUAGGUCUAGCUUAAAAAUAAUGACGUCAUGGGGCCCCCAGAAAAGAUUUGGCCAGGGCCCCUUGCCCCGUAUAUGUUGUAUACGUCCAACACGCAUUGUAUAUGUUGUAUACGUCCAACACGCAUAAGAUUACAUAACUCAAAAUUAUUCGAACGAAACGGUCUUUUGUUAAAAGGAAGACUAAUUAAUAGAAAUUGGUCCUUUUGAGUGACAUAAGAGUGUGUCAUCGUCCAUCCGUGUCAUUGAACAAAGAAAAAGUUAGUCGGCGUGAAAUUGGAGAAAAUAAAAUAGCGGUUUGUGAGAAAACGCAAGGCUUACGGAGCGGGAACUUUUCGGAUUUGAACUCAGCGUGUUCAAAAGUUCUAGUUCUGGGAAAAUAUUUCAGUUCCACCACAUGCACUACGAAAGUGAACGAUAUCGGGACGCAGCAAACGGCCUACAACACUGUUGUGAUCUAAGGCAAACGGUGAAGUCGAAAGGCAAAACCGUCUUCCUUUUGAAGGCGACCGACAGCAGCACACGUUGAGAAUAAGAAUUGGAGAGACGAUAAAUAAGUAUUUGAAGGCUACAACUACUGGGAAGAGCCCUGCAGAAUUGUCAUAUGGCAGGAAUCUUGGUACGAAACUAUGGAAUACUGCAAUUUAUACGAACAAAGAGGAACAAGUCGCUGCAAACUACGUAAACAAGAAGCGCCAGUCUACAGACCCCUGUCUAACUAGGGACUGUGGACUUGGUUCUGCUGAAGAAGAAGAGAGAGAACAAGCUAUCUCCACCUUAUGA